AUGCUUCAAAAAUACCAACAGUUCCAGGCGGACUACCAUUUAUUUCAAGUUAUUAAAAGGGCAGUCUAUCCUGGACCUUCUCCACGUAAAGUAUGGGUGGGACCUUUGCUGUUUGUACUUCUUGAUGAUCCCGAUCAGGUGCAUCAAUACUUGAAUUCUACCAAUGGCAUUGAUAAGCCGAACAUUUAUUCAGGACUGGACAUGGAUAAAGACGAGUUGGAUGGAGAAGAUUUCGACAUCAAUUCAUAUUUUUCACCAUUAGGAUUGGACAAUAUUUUAAGAACGUCUACAGGUGUUGACAAAAGAAUUCAAGAAGAUAAGAAUAAUAAAUAUCUUAAUGACUGCAUCAUAGGUGUGAACAUUUUUGCAUUAAAAAUCGUCAAAUUUUGGUUGCAAUUAAAACCAAUCAUGAGAAUGUCAAACUUGUACGAAUUGGAACAAAAACAUAUUUUAAAUGGAAUGUUUAAAAUGGCUCAUGACUUGAUACAAGAAAAGGAAGAAAAUAUUCGUAACAAUAAUGACGAUAAAUAUAAAAGUGAAAAGCCGCAAAUUUUCAUCGAUCAAUUGUUUAAGAAACGAAAUGAAUUCUCAUUCGAUGAAAUGGCAGAUGAGAUUAAUAGCAUCGUAGUGGCAGGAUUUGAAACAAUUUCAAGCAUGAGUUCAACAGUUGUGUUGCUUGCUGCUUUAUAUCCACGUGUUCAAGAGAAAAUUGUUGAUGAACUAAAAAGUGUCUUCACUUCAGUGGAUGAAGAAGUCACAGAUGAGAAGCUUCAAGAGUUGACUUACUUGGAACAAGUUAUCAAUGAAUCAACGAGAUAUUGGACUCCAGUGCCUUAUAUCGCAAGAUCUUUACCAACAGAUAUUGAAAUUGGUUCGAAAAUAAUUCCAGCUAGAUCAAUUGUCGCCAUUCCAAUAAUUUUACUUCAUAGCAGUAAAGAAAUUUGGGGUAAAAAUGCAUACAAAUUCAUCCCAGAAAGAUUCUCGCCUGAAAAAUUUAACGCCGUUCAACGACAAGCUUUCAUGCCAUUCGGUCGAGGUCCGAGAAUUUGUAUUGGAAACAAAUAUGCUGUCAAGUCAAUCAAAAUUGCACUUUCACAUUUCUUCAGACACUAUAAAUCAAAAACAAAUCUUAAGGAGAAAGACAUAAAAUUUGAGUAUGUCAUUUUUGCAAGAAUCGUUCAAGGCUACAUGAUCAAAAUAUCCAAAAGAGAAUUCUAA
Molecule: messenger RNA, 1218 nt
Organism: Clunio marinus
Lineage: Eukaryota; Metazoa; Arthropoda; Insecta; Diptera; Chironomidae
Source: the annotation of a GenBank genome assembly